Ustilaginoidea virens is the source of this 1440-nucleotide messenger RNA. RefSeq lists its product as uncharacterized. Gene Ontology annotation, molecular function: GTPase activator activity. The transcript is spliced from 5 exons. NCBI's taxonomy places the organism in Eukaryota, Fungi, Ascomycota, Sordariomycetes, Hypocreales, Clavicipitaceae. Bases 1 to 1440 code for a protein of 479 amino acids. The record is from RefSeq and is a predicted model, not a curated record. Gene Ontology annotation, biological process: COPI coating of Golgi vesicle.
AUGAGUGGCCUAGCGACCAAGCAGCAGUCGCUCAAGAUCUUCGAGAAGCUCAAGUCGAAGCCCGCCAACAAAAUAUGCUUUGACUGCGGUCAAAAGAACCCAACCUGGACUUCGGUCCCAUUCGGCAUCUAUCUCUGCCUGGAUUGCUCUUCCAACCACAGGAACUUGGGUGUCCACAUCUCCUUUGUUCGCUCAACCAACUUGGACCAAUGGCAAUGGGACCAGCUGCGUGUCAUGAAGGUCGGUGGCAACGAAUCCGCCACUAAAUUCUUCCAACAAAACGGCGGUACGGCCGCGCUCAACAGCAAAGACCCCAAGACAAAGUAUCAGUCCAACGCCGCGACAAAGUACAAGGAUGAGCUGAAGCGUCGAGCUGCUCGUGAUGCCAAGGAAUAUCCCGACGAGGUUGUCGUUAGCGAUGCUGCCGAUGAUGGCUCAUCCACGCCAGCCGGGGAGCCCGAUGAUGACUUUUUUUCCUCGUGGGACAAGCCCGCUAUCAAAAGGCCGACGCCUCCCAUCUCGAGGACUGGAACGCCGACUGUCGUUGGACGGACUCCCUCGCCGUUCCUGAACCCCGGCAAUGGCAAGGAGGGUACUCGAUCUGCCUCACCUCUUGCUAGAUCUGAUCCCACCGGAGAAGCCAAGCCCGCAAGUCGCAUCACCACGUCAGCAGCCCUCCGCAAGACCGCCGCGACCGGUGCCCCCAGGAAGGCCAACGUGCUUGGCGCCAAGAAGACGCAGAAGCUCGGUGCCAAGAAGGUCGUCGGCGAGGUGAUUGAUUUCGACGAGGCCGAGAAGAAGGCCAAGGAGGAAGCCGAACGAAUUGCCAAGCUGGGAUACGACCCCGAGGCCGAGGAUGAGCCUGCAAGGGAUGCUCAUGGAGCCGCCACCAUUAUGUCGCCAACCCCCGUCAGCCCCCCUCGAAACAGUGCUGCCAACCUGAAUGCAAGCCAAAAGUCCAAUGCCGAAGUUGAAAGACUGGGAAUGGGCAUCGGACGUCUAGGGUUUGGUCAGGUUGGAAGUGCCAAACCCACAGCUCAGGCGGCCUCGAAGAAGAAUGCCGGCGGCUUCGGCUCUGUUGGACCGGUCAAGGCCGUUCAAGAUGACUCGGAAAAGUACGCACGAACAAAGUUUGGAAGUCAAAAGGGCAUCUCGUCGGAUGAGUAUUUUGGCAAGGGCGCGUUCGACCCUAGCGUUCAAGCUGAAGCAGAGAGCCGACUGCGAGGGUUCGAAGGCUCUACUUCCAUCUCCUCCAAUGCUUAUUUCGGCCGACCGGAGGAAGACGUGGAUGAGGAUUAUGGGGAUCUCGAGUCGGCCGCCAAGGACUUUGUGCGCAAGUUUGGCAUUACGGCGAGCGAUGACUUGGAGAAUCUCACCAAUUUCCUUGGCGAGGGAACCACGCGGCUGCAGGGCGCCAUUCGCGCAUAUCUUGGAAGCUGA